Molecule: messenger RNA, 1042 nt
Organism: Fulmarus glacialis (Northern fulmar)
Lineage: Eukaryota; Metazoa; Chordata; Aves; Procellariiformes; Procellariidae
Product: procollagen galactosyltransferase 2-like
Exons: 9
Molecular function (GO): procollagen galactosyltransferase activity
Source: RefSeq, a predicted model, not a curated record
CACUGACCACAAUGUUGAUAACACUACAGCAAUUCUUAGAGAGUGGCUGAAGAACGUGCAGAACCUCUACCACGAUGUGGAGUGGAGGCCGAUGGAAGAUCCCCAGUCUUACCCAGAAGAAAUUGGGCCAAAACAUUGGCCAAGCUCCCGAUUCACUCAUGUGAUGAAACUCCGACAGGCUGCCCUGCGUGCUGCACGAGAGAAGUGGUCAGACUACAUCCUGUUUAUUGAUGCAGAUAAUUUACUGACCAACCCACAAACCCUGAACCUGAUGAUAGCAGAAAACAAGACAUUGGUGGCACCAAUGCUUGAGUCUCGCUCUCUCUACUCUAACUUCUGGUGUGGCAUCACCCCCCAGGGCUAUUACAAAAGGACCCUGGAUUAUCCCCUGAUUCGGGAAUGGAAGAGGACAGGCUGUUUUGCUGUCCCGAUGAUUCAUUCCACGUUCCUCAUUGACUUGAGGAAAGAGGCCUCCACCAAGCUGAUGUUCUACCCACCCCACCAGGACUACACCUGGAGCUUCGAUGAUAUCAUGGUCUUUGCCUUCUCCAGUCGCCAAGCAGGAAUACAGAUGUUCAUCUGCAAUCGUGAACACUAUGGUUUCCUUCCCAUGCCCCUGAAAUCGCACCAGACGCUGCAAGAAGAAACCGAGAACUUUGUGCACACCCUGAUCGAGGCUAUGAUCGAUCGUCCUCCCAUUGAACCCUCUCAGUAUGUCUCUGUUCCUCCGAAGAACCCUGACAAGAUGGGAUUUGAUGAAAUUUUCAUGAUCAAUCUGAAGCGUCGGAAGGACAGGCGGGAUCGGAUGCUGCGGACUCUCUACGAGCAGGAGAUUGCAGUCAAAAUAGUGGAGGCUGUGGAUGGAAAAGCACUGAACACAAGUCAGCUCAAGGCUCUCAGCAUCGAUAUGCUCCCAGGUUACCGGGACCCAUACUCCUCCAGGCCACUAACCAGGGGAGAGAUCGGCUGCUUCCUUAGUCACUAUUACAUCUGGAAGGAGGUAAGGGGUUUGGAGAAAGACUUGGUACUAAAAGAAGACUGG